This is a messenger RNA of Mercenaria mercenaria, 633 nucleotides long. Its product is annotated as retinol dehydrogenase 14-like. The record is from RefSeq and is a predicted model, not a curated record. The coding region runs from base 1 to 633 and encodes 210 amino acids. The transcript has a single exon. Lineage: Eukaryota; Metazoa; Mollusca; Bivalvia; Venerida; Veneridae.
AUGGAAACUAUGCAAGAGGAGUUUAAAACUGAAAAAACAAAAGGAACUAAGGGUAUAACUGAAAGUCCGAAUCUUGCAAUUGAAUUCAUGAAACUGGACCUUGCAUCGUUUCAUUCUGUGGUAGAAUUUUGUGAAGAAUUUAAGAAAAGAUUUCGUCAGCUUCAUGUGUUGUUUUGUAAUGCUGGUCUUGGAUUUGGUCCAUAUAAACAAAGUGGAGACGGACUUGAAAUGAUGUUGCAGGUGAAUUACCUGAGUCAUUUCAUCAUAAUUGCAAAAUUCAUUUCAAUAAUGCGACAGUCUGGACCUGAUUGCCGUAUAAUACUGAUGUCCAGUAAAGCUCACGAGUUUGGGAAUUUUGACGUCACAACAAUGAAUUACACGGGCACUGCCAGAAAGUUUUCUGGUUUGGAUUACUACGGACAAUCAAAGCUUUACCAAAUCAUGCAAACAUUUGCAAUGUCACGGCGACUUAAAAAUUCGAACAUUACGAUAAACUGCAUGCAUCCAGGGAUUGUUGAAACGGAGUUGUGGCGUGAGAUGGACUCCUGCAUUGUAAAAUGUCUUAUAGGAUUCUCUCGUAAGUGUGGUACUCUGAGAACAUCCUUAGAAGGGGCAACUACAGGCUUGACCUAG